Messenger RNA from Cololabis saira (Pacific saury), 1872 nucleotides. It is a transcript of the gene eif4e2, whose product is annotated as eukaryotic translation initiation factor 4E family member 2. Gene Ontology annotation, cellular component: cytoplasm; eukaryotic translation initiation factor 4F complex. The record is from RefSeq and is a predicted model, not a curated record. The coding region runs from base 26 to 754 and encodes 242 amino acids. Gene Ontology annotation, biological process: translational initiation. NCBI's taxonomy places the organism in Eukaryota, Metazoa, Chordata, Actinopteri, Beloniformes, Belonidae. The transcript has 8 exons. Gene Ontology annotation, molecular function: RNA 7-methylguanosine cap binding; translation initiation factor activity.
ACCACCAGAAUCCUGCUAGAUAAUUAUGAACAACAAAUUUGAUGCUCUGAAAGACGAUGACAGUGGAGACCACGACCAGGACCAAGGCUCACCGAAAGACAACGAAAAGGAAAUAAUUGAAGAAGACGACAAGGACCAGAUCACUAUCAAGAAAAAAAUGGUGAUUCCAGGAGCAGGAGAGCAUCCUCUUCAGUACAACUACACCUUCUGGUACUCCAGGCGGACCCCAGGCAGACCAGCUAGCACGCAGAGCUAUGAGCAGAACAUCAAACAGAUUGGCAGCUUUGCCUCGGUGGAACAGUUUUGGCGUUUCUAUAGUCACAUGAUCCGGCCUGGCGACCUGACAGGUCACAGUGACUUCCACCUCUUCAAAGAAGGCAUUAAACCCAUGUGGGAGGAUGACGCCAAUAAAAUGGGUGGGAAGUGGAUCAUUCGUUUGAGGAAAGGCCUGGCAUCUCGGUGCUGGGAGAACCUAAUCCUGGCCAUGCUGGGCGAGCAGUUCAUGGUGGGAGAGGAGAUCUGUGGGGCUGUGGUGUCGGUACGCUUCCAGACAUGUCUCCUCUCUAUGCUUCAUCAGGAAGACAUCAUUUCUAUCUGGAACAAAACUGCUAGUGACCAGGCGACGACGGCUCGCAUCAGAGACACCCUGCGCCGAGUCCUCAACCUUCCUCCCAACACCAUCAUGGAGUACAAGACACACACAGACAGCAUUAAGUAUAGCCUGGGAAGACUUCCAUGGUCUGGUGAAUGCUAGUGGCGGACGUUAGCCCCCUACACAGAGAUGCUCUGGGAAGAGUGUGUGUUUAUGUGACGUGUUGGGGGUUGGACAAGUCCAGGGAACGAUUCCUCUGCGUGGGUUGGCUCCGGUCAUCAUGAAGACGGAGCCAAAGUCAGGAACAGGGGCCCAAAGACCAUUCCCUUUUUUGUCAAAUUGGACGUGUGUAGGAAAACCGGUCAGCGAGUAGCUGAAGAGAGAAAUACUUUUAAUUGACCAGAAAAAAACAACAGCCAUUUUGUUUUUCUUUAUUUUUCUUUUUUUCAGUGUGUCUUUUUUAUGCAAGUUGUAACAUCUGUUUACUUGCCACCAGAGGGAGGCUGUGUUACUGGAUUCGGUCAUUUGCUGUUGGUAACAACUCGACAAGAUGCAACAAAAUCAGUCUGAUAUAAAACUAGAUGUAACUUUAUUGCCUACCAUGACAUCACACCUACUCUUGAAAUAAGCCUGUACCAAUCAGUUUGUGGGACUCAAACAGGGUUGCUGGUAGACAAUAUUUUAUUACAAAGCUGUAUUUUAAUUACCUCUGGUCAGUUUUGAACUUGGAUACUAUUGUGUACAAUUUAUUUGUAAAUAUGGUCCACUUCGAGAUCACUUAUUGGAAUCAGCAAUGAUUCUUCACCUUUGACCUGAAAGUUGAAUCCCACCAGACCAUCCUGUGUUGGACAGAUGCUUGUAUGAGCAGCGUCUUUAAAUUGAACUUCCGAGCUGCCUAAAUCACAGUGCCUGGCCUCACGCCUGACCGGUCCCAGGUGUUUCUUCUGUAGGCUGCGUCUUAAGUCCAAAUGGCCACGGAAAGGACUUUGCUUCAUUGUCUUCAGCAAAGGUGUAUUGGCGUCUUCAGACACCAACUUUCGCCCCAUUUUCAUUUUGUGGUUAAAGAAAUGAAACUGGGCCCGGGGGAAGGGUCUGUUACAGAUUUUAUAUUGGAGGGUGUUGUUUUUUUUCUGGAAGAAGAGCGAAAAAGGUCGUUCGACAAACGGUAAUGCCGCCAAAAUGUUGGUGUGAUGAUGAAACAGGUGUAUGUGUCAAGUGAAGAAGCGCUGUUGGAUGUACACCUGAUGGAUUAUAGCAAUAAAUGUUAUAUUUGCAUCUGC